Messenger RNA from Panonychus citri (citrus red mite), 1346 nucleotides. RefSeq lists its product as uncharacterized. Gene Ontology annotation, molecular function: protein binding. Lineage: Eukaryota; Metazoa; Arthropoda; Arachnida; Trombidiformes; Tetranychidae. The coding region runs from base 68 to 1168 and encodes 366 amino acids. The record is from RefSeq and is a predicted model, not a curated record. The transcript has 2 exons.
AACGGUCCACUGGACCGGGUCCAGUUAAACAUUAAUUUCUUUCAAGUGAUCAUUAAACUGCCUCAAGAUGGAAGAUCAAUUUAUCCUUUUAGAAAAUGAUUAUGUUACUAUUGUGAAUAGAGAAAAAUCUUACAAAAUUUCUAAACAAAAGUUAUCGUCGAUUCCUUACUUUGUGAAAUUAUUUGCCGAUUCUAAUUGUGACACAACCAAAAUAGAACUUGAUCUUGAUGAAAGUUCAUUUGAUAAUAUUAUCGAGUUUAUUCUGGAUGGUCAUUUAUCGAUUUCCAUUGAAAAUGCCUUAUCAAUGAUGGAAACUGCUGAUUACCUCGGACUGGGCGAAAUUAAACAGAAGUAUUUUGAUUUCUACCAAUCGAAUUUCAACAUCAAACUAUUGGAAGAGUUCUUGGAUUUUUACGAUAAACGUAAAUCCCCUGAAAUGUUUACUGAAGAAAAGCUCAAUUCAUUUAUUGCGAAAUUUUUCCUUCCAAUUACUCGCACACGAACAUUUCUAAAAUUUCCAGUCGCUCUAUUGGAACGAAUUUUGAAGUUGAAUUUGGUUGUUUCUUUCGAGUUUCAAAUAUAUGAAGCCAUUAAGCGAUGGAGCUUUUUCAAUAAAAAGGCUCGAAUACAAUAUCUACCUCAACUCAUGAAAUUCAUCAAUUUUUGUCGUUUGAAUGAUGUAGAGAUUCAAAGUGUCGCCUCGAUGCUUACAACUCCUGGAUUCACUCUCAACGCUCCACAGUCGAAGAAGAAAUCUCCCCGUGCCUGUCUUCCCGAAUUCUGCCAAUCUGAUUGCAUAAUUAAUCGACAUUAUGAUAAGUCGUUGGUUGCAAUCUAUGAACUGAGUAAAGAUAAAAUUAACAUUCGACGUUUAUCAAGAUCGAACCUCUGGACUAAAUAUGGUCAAUUCACUCGCGAUGAGACAAUGUCCACUUCUCUGAUUGAGGCUGAUCAUAUAGUCGAUAUAAUCUAUGAUUCCGGAAGAAAAGGUAUUCGAGUUGAUUUGAUUUCAAAGAAAUUCAAAUAUCUCAAAAUGUUUGGUGGUGACAAUUCUUAUUAUGGUCAAGUUUACAAGUAUUUCGCUCAUGAUAUUUGUUGCAAUCAUACUUACGUAAAAAUCAGUGACUCGCUAAGUGGAUCUAAUAUUUGCAAAAAUUUGAACAUCUAACGUUUGGAAGCCAUUUUUCUCGGUGAGCACUUGGAGGCAAUUUGUAAUGGAACUGGAAAUGACUUUGACUCUACUAGAACUGAUGAUGGAUGGGAAGAUUGCGUCAUUGAAUCUCGUUGUCCUAAGGAGUCGCAUGGGCUGGUGAAUGCUCAUUGUUAUUGCCCGUCUCUUGAUUAUC